Messenger RNA from Arachis ipaensis, 1164 nucleotides. The record is from RefSeq and is a predicted model, not a curated record. Lineage: Eukaryota; Viridiplantae; Streptophyta; Magnoliopsida; Fabales; Fabaceae.
AUGCCGCCGACUGACCAUAAUGAUGCGGAGAGGGAGGCGGCAAGAACGCGGCAGCUGGCAGAUCUUUCGGAAGAGAUGAUGAUGGAAAUCUUGCUGAGGCUUCCGGCAAGGACGCUUGCUUCCUUAAGGAGCGUGUGCACUUCAUGGAGAAACCUAAUUUCCUCCCCUCCUUUCACCUGUAACCACUUUCGUCGUUCAUGCUUACUUGAUCCAACUUUGUCUGCGCCACGAAUUGCUUAUUGCACUUGGGCCUACAGAAAUGACGUCAGAUGUGGCAGUAUCGGACUUGUCUCCGUACACUCAAUCUUGGACAAUCCUUCGGAGCCUACUCAAGUCGAUUGCUUCACGGAACAUUUCUACUACAAAAUGGUUGGUUCUUGCAAUGGAUUGUUAUGCUUGGUUGAUGAACAUGCCUUCAAAUACAUGCAUGCCAUCUUGUGGAACCCCUGUACCGGAUUCACAUUCGAAUCUCCUGAAAUCAGCGGCAAAGCCCGCUUUCGUGGCUUUGGUUACGAUUAUCUCAGUGACAGUUACAAAAUUUAUGCAGCUUUAAAGAAGCAAGGGCCAUCUGGUUUUGAGUCUAGUACCAGAAUUUAUACAUUUGGGCCAACUUCGUCAUGGAGAAAAAUUGAUGAUAUCCCAGUAGCCCUAUUGGGUGUCCCAAGUGACAACCCUAGUUGUGAUGUUUAUAGGGAAGGAGAAUUUUUUGGUAGUAGCAGAUUAUGCACUAUUAAUUGGAUUGUUAAUCACGUGGUUCUUUAUUUUGACUUGGCUAAAGAGACGAGAAGAACACACGAGUGGAUUGUGUGGCAGAUGAAGGAAUAUGGAGAUGCUCGAUCUUGGACUAAAUUGGCAGUGAUUCCAGUCACUUAUUUAAAUCCAUAUAGUUGUUUACAACCUCUUUACAUAUCGGAAAGUGAUGUUCUUUUGGCAUUUUGUCUAUUUUCUCGCAUACUUUUGUGUAACUUAAAUGAUAGGAGCAUAGAAUUUCCUAAGAUUGACGGCUUCGGUAUGUGGGACGAUCCUUCUUUUUAUCGAUGUAUCGGGUUUAGGAUGGCUUGUAUCUACCAUGAAAGCUUAGUUUCACCAAAUGGUCUUCAAAGCAACUCCUCCAAAAUGCUGCUGCGCCUCAUCAAACCCAAACCCAAGCCUAUUGACUCUUAA